Molecule: messenger RNA, 3494 nt
Organism: Oryzias latipes (Japanese medaka)
Lineage: Eukaryota; Metazoa; Chordata; Actinopteri; Beloniformes; Adrianichthyidae
Product: kelch-like family member 2
Molecular function (GO): protein binding
Source: RefSeq, a predicted model, not a curated record
CUUUCUUCGGGGACGCCUUCGCUGCUCACAGGACCGUCUUUGCCGACAUGUCCUUGUUUGUGCGUUUUGAUCCGCUCUUGGAAAAUAACAGGAGCAGUCCGCUGGGCACAGCAGCCGCGCCGAGCAGCAACGUGUCUGUCUGUGGAGAGACUGUCACCGCAGUCGGGCUGAGUGUGAACCGGGCUGCCUUUGCCGUGGCUGUCGUCGCAUGUGGAGCGAUCGCUGCCGAGAGUCACGCCUGAAUUCAAAGCCAUCGAAGACGGCAGCGCGGAGAUGGAAUGGUGCAUGCGGCUGGGCCAAGUUUACCGCCUCUGAAACCCACAGGAAUAAUGGACAGUCAUCCGCUGUGUACCAGACUCUGUCCACACUCUCUGGACAAAGAGGACGGAGUGGAGAGGCAGGGUCCUGUUACUCUGAACCCUCGCCACAUGAGGAAGGCCUUCAAAGUCAUGAAUGAGUUGCGCAGCCAGAGCCUGCUAUGUGACGUGACCAUAGUAGCAGAGGAUGUAGAGAUCGCCGCUCAUAGAGUGGUUCUGGCUGCAGGAAGCCCAUACUUUCAUGCCAUGUUCACCGGGGAGAUGGCAGAAAGUCGGGCGAAACGAGUGAGGAUAAAGGAGGUGGAUGGGUGGACUCUGGGUCUGCUGGUUGACUACAUCUACACGGCAGAAAUACAGGUCACAGAGGAAAACGUUCAGGCGCUGCUGCCUGCAGCAGGGCUGCUCCAGCUCAAUGAGGUGAAAAAGGCUUGCUGUGAGUUCCUGGGCGCUCAGCUUCAUCCAUCCAACUGUCUGGGGAUUCGCGCUUUCGCUGACUUACACGCCUGCUCCCAACUGCUUGUGCAGGCUAACAGCUAUGCAGAGCAACACUUCACUGAGGUGGUUGGAAGUGAGGAGUUUCUCAAUUUGGGCAUGGAGCAAGUGUCCAGCCUGAUUGCAAGUGACAAGCUGACGAUCCCCACUGAAGAGAAGGUGUUUGAGGCAGUGAUUGCUUGGGUCAACCAUGACAAAGAUGUCCGCCAGGAACACUUGGCUUACCUAAUGGAGCAUGUUCGCCUGCCACUCCUCUCCAGAGAAUACCUGGUGCAGCGGGUUGAGGAAGAGUCCCUGAUCAAGAAUAGCAGUGCGUGCAAAGACUACCUGAUCGAAGCCAUGAAGUACCACCUUCUGCCUGCAGAGCAGAGGGCGCUGAUGAAGACUGCUCGCACUCGCAUGAGAACUCCAGCCUGCUGCCCAAAGGUCAUGGUAGUGGUUGGAGGUCAAGCUCCUAAGGCUAUCCGAAGUGUUGAAUGUUAUGAUUUUGAGGAGGAGCGAUGGUACCAAGUGGCUGAACUCCCAACCAGGAGGUGUAGAGCAGGUGUGGUGUACAUGGGUGGGUGUGUGUAUGCAGUCGGGGGCUUCAACGGCUCCUUGCGUGUGCGAACGGUCGACUGCUACGACCCGACGACGGACCGCUGGACGAGUGUCAGCAGUAUGCAAGACCGCAGGUCCACACUUGGGGCUGCAGUUCUCAACGGGCUCCUCUAUGCUGUCGGUGGAUUUGACGGCAGCACAGGUCUGUCUACAGUUGAAGCUUAUAAUGCAAAGACGGACGAAUGGUUCCACGUGUUGCCUAUGAGCACCCGCCGCAGCAGUGUAGGCGUGGGAGUUGUUAAUGGGCUCCUGUAUGCUGUAGGGGGUUAUGAUGGAGCCACCAGGCAGUGUUUGAGUACAGUGGAAGCUUACAACCUUAAAAGCAACACAUGGAGCUACAUAGCAGAGAUGGGCACUAGACGCAGUGGAGCAGGUGUAGGUGUGUUAAAAGGUUUGCUGUAUGCCGUGGGGGGGCACGAUGGUCCUCUAGUGAGGAAGAGCUGUGAGGUCUACGAUCCAUCCUCCAACAGCUGGCGUCAAGUAGCUGACAUGAACAUGUGUCGACGCAACGCAGGAGUGUGUGCUGUAAACAACUUACUGUAUGUAGUGGGAGGAGAUGAUGGCAGCUGCAAUUUGGCCUCAGUUGAGUUCUACAACCCCAACACUGACAAGUGGACUUUAAUGCCCACUUGUAUGAGCACAGGCCGCAGUUAUGCAGGUGUGACCAUGAUCGAUAAGCCUUUAUGACUGCACACCUGCCACUGAUGGAAAGCAGAAUGUAUUCUUUCACUGAAUCCUGAUAUCGGAUCUCUGCAAUGCAGAUGUUUUCGGUGUUGAGCAGCAGCAGCACUGACGACGAUGAAGACAAAUAACACAGUGGUUAUUGUUGAACGCCAUGAGGAUUUUUGCACUUACCUGAAUGGGUGAAGCUGAAUCGAAACAAGGGCUGUGUGAUUUUAGUCCGCUCGCGGUAGGACUGCAGCCACAGCUGCCAGACAAGCAAGUUUGAAGCACCAUUGUACCACUGCAGUGCCAUUGAGACGCUACUGACGGGAAGCUGCUAUACCUGCGAAGCUACUUUAACAUAAGUAAUGUUAAUACCAACCAGCUCUGAGGAAAGCCACUCAUCUGAUCUAUGGGAAACAAAGCAGAAAAAGACUGUUCUGGAUACAUUUAGUUCUUUUUUUAAAGGUUUUAUUCUGUUAGGGAGUGUGCUUAUGUUGAGUGUUUGUGCGCACUAGCACAUGAAGGGUGCACCAUUGCUCGCACAUGAAAGCAUGUGUCUUUUCUGCGUAUCUGAGUCUGUAUGUGGCGAAGCCUGAUUCAAUAAGGCAUGAACACACAGUCACCAUCACCUAUUAGAGUAUUGCAAUGAGGCAAGUUAGAGUGCCUGAAUGAACAUGCACUAUUUCUUUGGUUUAGUCCUGUUGCCUAACAGGGGAAGGCUGUUCUUGGACACAAUUCUGACUUUAGAUCGGCAGCAUUUUUGCUCUCCUAAUCUCAGAUUUUCUGAUACUCUUGAGAAUGUUUGAUGGAACAAGUCCUCGCUGGAGGAGGAAGCCUCAUAAAUGUUGCCAAACUCAGCAACAGAGUAUUACACUGUUCAAAAUGAGAAACAGCUGGAUGUAUCUGUGCUUUAUCGUUGCCUGGCAGCCAUAUUUACUGUGGUCAUAGCCAGUACUGAAAACAGCAGUCUGAGCUCGCUGCAUGGUCCUUGUCUCUAACCUAUCUCUCAGCAAUUUCCUCCUCUCCUGUUCUUUGGUGUAACCACCCCUAAUUACCACCGCACACCCUUUGUGCUACGAAUGUGCCAAUUUUAAUGUAUCCUCUUUUCUGUAUCUUUACGACUCUGUUACUAAUCUUUUCUCUCUUUAUGGAAAGUGACCAAACCUCCCUUCUGUGUUCAUUUGACCUGACGUUUGUUUUUUUCCUGGCUUUUCUGCUAUAUUCAAAACUGCUAUAAAAGUAACUGGUUUUGCUGUUUGUUAGUGUAUUGAGGAAUGUCAUGUAGGCUAAUAACCUUGACGAUGUUUCAGUACUUGUUUUAUAUUGCCGUUAAUAAAUAUGCUUCUUGUAUUUAAAGCUGUGAAAUGAAAUGACCUGUUUUUAAACCUUGCCAAAUCAGUAAAACAUCUAAAUGAAACA